UGUCUAAUGAUCCCUUUCCACCCUCUCUCUGUCAGCUGGUAUUCUCAUUUGUGAUUGGUGCAGAGAAGCAAACGAGCCUAAAAAGAAAGCCAAUAGAAACCCCCAGAGGCGUCACAUGAUUGCAUGUUUCCGGAAGACAGCAUGUAGCCCUUUGAACGUAUGAAGUGUAUCAUGAGUUUGAAACACCCUUGAGCGGGAUUUUAAUGAGGCAGGAGGCAGACAAUUCACUGACAUGCGUAUCCACAUUAUCAUUGCAGCUCUCUUUUGGUCUGAUCUUGUGGACUCACGGAAAGUAAGAGGGAUAUCUUCGUCCUACAAAAGGUUCUACCGGGAGAAGAAGUCCUUUUUGUGUAUUGAUGGGUCGAAGAUGAUCCCUUUCGAACAGGUCAACGACGACUACUGCGACUGCGCAGACGGCUCUGAUGAACCAGGCACCUCGGCCUGUCCUCGUGGCCGAUUCUACUGCACUAACUUGGGUUUUCGUCCACACUACAUCCCUUCAUCAAGAGUUAAUGAUGGCAUCUGUGAUUGCUGCGAUGCUUCAGAUGAGUACAACAGCCACGCUCGCUGCCAGAACACUUGCUGGAAUCUGGGACAGAAGGAGAGAGCGUAUGUGGAGGGCCAGAUGAAGACGUUGGAUGAAGGUUUGCGACUCAAGCAGCAGCUGAUUGAGGAGGGAGUGCUGCUCUGGAGGGAGAAGCAGGCCCAGCUCAGAGAGCUCCAGCAGGCUGCUGAAGACCUACAGAUCAAAUUAGAGGAACGCAGAUGGAGGAAGAAUGAGGCCAACCGCCUCAAAGAGCAGGCAUUUAAAGCACAACAAGAAGCACGGGACAGAGCUCUCAGACAUCAGAAUAACACUAUAACCAGCCUUUUCCAGUUAUUGGACAGCAAUAAAGAUGGCAGUAUAUCGGUAAAUGAAGUCAAGGCUAAAGUGGUGCUCGUCCAUGAUGAGCAGCAGCUUCUCUCUGAGGAUGAAGCAAUGGCUUUGUUGGGAGGAAAUCAUCAAAUAGACCUCACCAAAUUUCAGUACACACUCUGGGACAUCCUAACACGUGGAGACAGCGUCAAGAUCAAAGAUGUGCAUGAUGUCCCAGACGGUCUUGUGAGUGAGGGUCCCCACGUAAAGGCAGCUGACAGAGCUGCAGAGUGGGAGGCUUCCAGUCUGAAGAAGGUAGAAGAAGCCUAUGAGACAGUCAACAUGGAGAUCAGUGAUCUGCAAAAGAAGCUGGCUGUAGACUAUGGAACAGAUUGGGAGUUUCUAUUUUUGAAUGGCCAGUGUUACAAGCUGAAAGUAUAUGAGUAUGUGUAUACACUGUGCCCGUUUAAUCAAGUUACACAAAAGAGCACUUCAGGAACGGAAGUCUCAUUAGGAAUAUGGGGGAUGUGGGCCGGACCACCAAAGAACCAGUACAAUCAGAUGGUGUAUGAGAAUGGAGAACCAUGCUGGCAAGGAGGUUCACGCAGUACUACAGUCACUCUGACAUGCGGAACGGAGACAGCCUUGCGAUCAGUGAAGGAGCCCAGCAAAUGCCAGUACAUCAUGGACUUCCAGACUCCUGUGGCCUGUCAGCCAGUGCUAAAGCAGAGGGGUGUACACAGUGAACUGUGACCCCCGUUCCCAUAUUGGCUUAGCCUAGAAUAACUUGGACCCCUGCCCCUCCUGGCUUGGUCGUGAUGACAGGCAGGGGUCCUGAGGGUCCCCUCUGACAUCUGUGUUGUCAGAACGUAUAUACUUCCAAGCAAGUUUUGCUAAGGUCAGAAUGUGUUUUUCAGUAACACUGUUCUGCUUUAUUUUCCGUUUAAUGUUACAGAGCUGCUUUAUUUUUUUCCUGUGGUGCAUUAAGUGUUUAUUACCUAAAGAGCACAAAUAUUCUUAAAUCUGAUGUGCAAUUCUUCUAAGGUUUUCUUAGAAGGUCUAGCAAUAUUACUAUGUAAAUAAAAGAAUAAAUAAAGUAAAACUAGAUCAGUUGUAGGAUCUUACACUGCUGCUUCUAAUGUAAUUGAUGUUUUAAAUAACUGCUUAUUUAUAUGCACCAAGAAAAGAAGCAUGCCCUUUUAUUAGAUUGCAUUGGUCAUCUUAUUGUAGCCUUAAUUAAAUCUUAAAGGUUAGAUGUGGUAAUAUGCUUUUUUUUCUAUUAUUGGGAAAAAGUUACACAAAAAAAACCAAAACAAAACCAGCAGGGAUGUGAUCUUUCUCAUUAAAUAUUGGCCCAAACCAUGAACAUCAUCAUAGCGUCGUACUUUAUUCAGGCUCCCUCCCUUGUGGGCUUUUUACCUUUCUUUUUUUUGGUCAUAACUAUCUUGGAGGACAGAAAUUAUAUGCAAGGUAAUGAAUGCGAGAACUUAAGGAAAGUCUGGGUGUUUAAUGGGCAGUGGCCACAGUUCUCACACAAAACAGUAAGGCUGUUAGAGUUCCUUUGAAGUGGGAAAUGAAGAAGCCUACUCUGUUACCUCCGACUACAUUAUGCUCUGGCUGGACUCUGCUCACCUCUUAUACUCCUUAAAUACAAAACUCAAGAAAUAGUUUCAUUUGAGACAAAGACAUUCCCCUUCAACUGCAGCAUGAGUCAUUGACAUCUUUACUUAUUUCCCAGGAAAUAGGAACUCUAAAGUAAGUUUUCCUGGAAAGAUAAACUUUAAAAUGAUUUAUUUUUCUUUGUGGACCUGAAACCAAUGUUUAGGUUUAAGACAAGUCUUUUAAAACAAAAUAAAAUCUAAUUUGAUUUAACGUUGACUUCACUGAGGCACAAAUGUAAGAGCAAAGCAAUUUGUCACAUCACAUACUAGUAUUACUUUUUAUCUCCAAAUAAGCUAAGGGGAAUAAUAAAGUAUUUCUGAAUCUGAAUUAACAGAUAAACAGUACCAUCUAACAUUUGGACACAACUAACCAUUUAAAUUUGAAUGACUUUUCAACCACCCAACCAAGCACAAAUGUUUAAAACAAUUAGGAAGUAAAUAAAAUCCGGUCUCAACAUGUAAACUGUAGACGAAAUAAUAUUGCAUCAUAAUAAUAAGUCAGUUCAAUUUUGAAUAUUGGCUUUAUUUUAGCUCUGCAACAACCAAAAGCAACCAUGUCUUCCUGAUGGAGUAACAUGUUAGUUGCUCAGCUGUCUCAGACAUAAUUUGUCCUUUGAAUGUUAAACUAUAAAUAUGUGACUUCCAACUGUACAUUGAUAUCUUCAAUAAUAAAACAAAGGCUGAUUGUCACCAGCAGAGUGCGGAAAUUUUUAAGCUGUAACACAUUGUUGGCUUUGAUCUUCUCAAUAGAAGGAAUACAAAAGAUAAAUAGAUUUGUUCUUUAUGUUUUGCAGAAAAUUUCCAAUACACUUAUGCAAUGGCUUUCUGUAAAUAGUGUAAUAAAUAAAAUAUAACUUUGGCUCAUAAGUGGCUUCAUUGCAGUUUAUUCUUUAUUGUAAACUUAAUUCUACCGGUAUGAAAACAUUACUGCUUUAAACAAAAUUCCCUUUGUGAGGCAUUUUAGAGGUUUUAAAAAAAUCCCAAUUAUAGGCCUAAAGCUGAGGUAUGCAUGUUACUAAUUUGUACACCCCAGCCACAUUAUUGUAUAAUCCCUGAAGUCUUUCACAAUAUUUACAGACUUGAAGUUUUUAUUCAGUGCAGAAUGUAACAGCUAUUGAUUUGCUGAGAUGCUAGCAGCCUCAGCAGCCUGCUUCUUAUUGUGCAUGCUGUCUGUGAUGUUGUUAUGUAACAGAUUGUGGGGUUUCUGCAGCAGAGUCCUCUGCUCAUUAAGGGGAAGCUAAAUCAGCUGUCAGGUAUCCAAUAGGCUGCCUGAUAUAUUCCUGUCCUGCUGGGGCAGCUGGGUGGCUGUUUGCCUGCUAGCAAUGCAAUAGCCUCAGGCCCUGUAGCUCAGGGACUGCUGCUUUUUAUUUAUCUGGCUUCAGCUCGCAUCCACACACUCUGUUUGAUGGUGAAUCUAACUCUUUGCUUUCACCCUCAAUUUUCAGAAUGAUGGUCAGUGUUAUUUAAGGGACCAAGUCGGAUGUCCAACAUUUUUGCAAGAGCUCUGAAACAAACAAUCAAUUCUUCAAUGGCUGCAUCAGAAUGAAAUUGUCUAACUUUAGAGUUACAGAAAUCUUUGCAUACUAAAUAUUUUGGAUUGCUUACACUCAAUUGUCCUGUUGUUAAACACCCUUAUUGAUUAGCAAAACUGGCAAAACUAACCUUUUUUUUUUCUAAAGAUAUAAUCUAUUUAUAUCCUCAAUAGCCUUGAGAAAACAAAACUAUAUUUUAUUAUCUUCCCAAACCAGCAUUUCAGCUAAGCAAUAACAAAGCUGAUGUCAGCGUAAAAAUACUCAAGCCUUCACAGCUUCCUCGCCCAGCCAACAGCUGGAAAUACUGCCAAUCACUUAGUGUCAGGAGCAGCGCCCCGUCUGCCACUGCAACAGUCAACACGACAUCGCUG
Messenger RNA from Melanotaenia boesemani (Boeseman's rainbowfish), 4420 nucleotides. Its product is annotated as glucosidase 2 subunit beta-like. Gene Ontology annotation, molecular function: calcium ion binding; protein binding. Lineage: Eukaryota; Metazoa; Chordata; Actinopteri; Atheriniformes; Melanotaeniidae. Gene Ontology annotation, cellular component: glucosidase II complex. The coding region runs from base 233 to 1609 and encodes 458 amino acids. The transcript is spliced from 15 exons. The record is from RefSeq and is a predicted model, not a curated record. Gene Ontology annotation, biological process: N-glycan processing; liver development.